Molecule: messenger RNA, 2444 nt
Organism: Prunus avium (sweet cherry)
Lineage: Eukaryota; Viridiplantae; Streptophyta; Magnoliopsida; Rosales; Rosaceae
Product: putative membrane protein At3g27390
Source: RefSeq, a predicted model, not a curated record
UGUAUUUAUUUAAAGUUGUCAAUUACUUAAGGAACCCAAGUUGCUUUGCUUUCAAGUGAAAACACCAGACACAGAACAAAAAUCUUCAAAACAAAAUGGCUUAAGCAUCCUUUGGCUCCUGAUUCUUGGAUAGUAACCGAUUCCGCUCCCAAUCCUCCCACCUCUUUGGCAACGAAAAACCGUUUUUUUAACUGCCUUCUAAUCGUUUCGCAAAUCACAAACCCCGUGUGAUGUUUUUUUCUUAAGAAAGAUUAAAAUUUUCAAUCCAAUUCAAAACUCCAACGUUUAAAAUUGAAACUUCAAGAAGAAAGAGACCCUCCACCUUUAGUCCGUCCUAGUCGUUUGGUGCCAGAAGAAGAGUAAAUCACUGAUUUUGAGCUGAAUUCCAGUUGAAGAUGAGGUGGGUUUGUUUCUAUUGACUUUGGGAGAUCUGGUUGGGCGAGGAGUCUGAGUUCUAAGAAGUAAGGAGGGAGAUAUGGAACCCCCAAAGGGGGUGUUGGCUUCUUUGUGGAACUUUAUCUGUUUUCUACCUUACUUCAUUGGCCUUCUUCUUCUUGGCAACUUUAAAGGUAUUCUGUUCUGCCCAUUAAUUUGCCUUAUCAUGACAAUUGGAAACUCGGCUAUCAUAUUGGGUCUUUGGCCGGUACACUUUCUCUGGACUUAUUAUUGCAUGUUUAGAGCUAAACGAUAUGGACCAGCUCUGAAGAUUGUUGUCUGCAUAUUUGUACUCCCCGUCCAAUUGAUCUUGUGGCCAGUGGUUGGAAUCGUUGGAAGUAUUGUGGGUGGAGCAGCAUAUGGCUUUCUUUCACCAGUAAUGGAAACUUUUCAAGCUGUUGGAGAAGGGAAGACCGAUCAAUUGUACCACUGCUUUUACGAUGGAACUUGGAGCACUGUCCAACGGUGCUUCACUGUUGUAAGGGAUUUUGGGGAUGUUUGUUACCACACAUACUUCUCGGUUAUGGAUGACCUGAGACAAGGAGGUCCUCCAGAUGCAAAAUAUUAUGAGAUCAGGGUGCUAUAUCUUCCUGGGGCUGUUAUAAUAUCAGUCCUUGGUUUCAUGGUUGAUAUGCCGGUGAUCUCAUUUAUUGCCCUAUGCAAAUCCCCAUACAUGCUCUUCAAGGGGUGGCAUCGUUUGUUUCAUGACCUUAUAGGUCGGGAGGGCCCUUUCUUGGAAACAAUAUGUGUUCCAUUUGCAGGUCUUGCUAUCCUACUCUGGCCAUUGGCUGUUGUAGGGGCAGUGCUGGGAUCAAUGGUGGCCAGUAUCUUUCUAGGUGCUUUUGCUGGAGUGGUUGUUUAUCAGGAGUCCUCAUUUUGGUUGGGGCUAUGCUAUAUCAUUGCAUCCUUGUCCAUAUAUGAUGAAUACAGCAAUGAUAUCCUUGACAUGCCAGAAGGAUCCUGCUUUCCAAGGCCAAACUACCGAAAGAAGGCCAAAUUGGUCCGAACCAAUUCUCGUGGACCCGCUUUCUCAAGGCCCGGCUCCUUCCGAAGUGUUCCCUCCCGCUCGGUUUCGUUCACUAAUCCUAUCAUUGAGUUGAAGCCCCUUGAGCUAAUUGAUAGCUUAUUUAAGGAGUGUAAACAUCAUGGGGAAAUCAUGGUUUCUGAAGGAAUAAUAACACUUCAAGACAUUGAAGAUGCCAAGUCCAGUAAAGGUAGCAGAGUUAUAAGCAUUGGCUUACCAGCUUAUUGCCUUCUUCAAUCACUUCUGCGAUCUGCAAAAGCCAAUUCGGCAGGCAUAUUGUUAAGUGACAAUGUUACUGAGUUGACUAGUUCAAACAGACCAAAAGAAACAUUCUUUGAUUGGUUUUUCAAUCCGUUGUUGAUCAUCAAGGACCAGAUAAAAGCAGAAAACCUUUCUGAAGCAGAAGAGGCCUACCUUUGCAAGUUAGUUCUGUUGAAUGGUGAUCCUUUGAGGUCAAAAAACUCAAACAUUGGCUCACCACCUGAAUCCGAGCGUAAACAGGCUGAACUUGAUGCAUUUGCUCGAAGGCUCCAAGGUAUCACUAAGUCUAUCUCAAGGUAUCCAACUUUUAGGCGUCGAUUUGAGAAUCUUGUGAAUGCCAUAUCUGAUGAUCUUGCCCAGAAUGAUGGUAGCAGCAAACCAACCGAUGGACCAAAAACAAUUCCAAGAUCAAAGAGUGCCUUUGCCCGAUUGUUCAGCCAGAAAUCUGUUAGUUUUACAAACAAAACAAGCAAUCAUGGGUAUGAUCCGGAGUCACAAACAGUUGUAAAUGAUGUGACAAUCACUUAAUGAAAUAUGUUAAAAGUAGACUUUGUUUUCUCGCUUUUUUUUCUUCUUCUUAUUGGUUUUUUUAGAGAUUAUUUUUUUCAUUCUGCAAAGGGUAGUUAACCUAGAAGAAUGUAUUUUUCGAUGUACUGUAUGUAUUUUUCAAUUUACUGUAUACAAAUAUGAUUGCAAUUGCAAAGAGAUGAAUGUUGUUGGUGGA